AUGCCGGUCUCAAACAAGCCUGUCAGUAUCAGUCGUUCUCAGAGCUGGGAUGCUGCCGGCUGGUAUGACAGCAGCUGGGGAAAUGAUGGCGCCCUGGAUUACCCGAGACCGUCCUCCAGCAGAAGGAACUCUCUGACUCACGGUGGCGAGCACGUCUGGUACGAGCAGCCCAGCCCUCAGGGCCCCGAGCUCGUGAUGCACGGGGGGCUGGAGCUGAGGCGAGAACCGUACCUGUGCCAGGACACGGCGUUUGCUGCUGGUCCCCUGAGGAAGAGUUCUGCUCCUGAAUUUCUCUAUUACGACAGCAGGCAGGUAGCAAUGUCUGGACGGAGUCCCCUGCCCUCACAGGACUUCUACGGCGACCCAUCCUUAGCAGCGGGCAGAGCCCCUAAAGAGCCUCCCUGCUUUAGGGACCAAACGGUUAACAGACCAGGGCUGCAUUAUGGGAUAGCCGGAAGCCGAUUGGCGUGGGAUCAGAUACAAGGCCGGUCAUCUGCUGCUCAUGAAGGCAGUCGCCUUUGCCGAGAUACUGGGGGUAAAAUGAUCCCCGAAGGCCAGAGAAUACGGAGCCGCGAUGCUUCCCUCGCCAGGUAUGGAGCCGACCCUCCUCUGAGGCAUGGGGCAGAGGCACCGGUUUAUCCCAACUGGCCUCUCUUGAAUGAUGUCGGCAUGAGGCCCCUUGAGCCCCCUCCCGUUGCCAGGCAGACGGCGCCAACAUGCUUAGUGGUUGACCCCAGUAUGUCCGCUGUGGCUGAGGGGAACCCGGGGCUCUCAGCAGGUCCUGUGAGCCGCACCUACAGCCCGGCCCAGGAAGCCCUCAAUGCCAAGGUGGCAUAUGAGACUUACGAGGCCCCUGGGCAGGAUGGCAAGAGGAACGUGGACCCUGAGUUCAUGGCCCUUCUGAGGACGGAAGGCUUAUCUGAGAGCACCAUCGGUGCCUUGCUCCAGCAGGGGUUUGAUGGCCCUAACGUGCUGGCCAUGAUGGAGGAGAAUGAUGUCAAGUCCGUCGCCCCCAACCUGGGCCAGGCACGUGUCCUUUCCCGGCUGAUCGGUCACUGCCGGGCCGAGCUGCAGCGCCGCAAGGGUCCCUCCUCACGCCCCAGGACCCGCUCCAACAGCUUCAGCCAUCGAAGUGAUCUUCUGCCCAACAAUUACUUGGGACAGCCUGGCCCGGGCGCCGUGGUGGGUGGCAACCCCGUCCAGCACCAGUCCGUUUUCCCUCUUCAGGCAAUCCCACCCCGCCCAGAAGUUACUCGGAGACCCUCCAGCGCGCCAUCUCAGCACCUUCUAGAGACAGCCACCUACUCCGCUGCUGGCAUGGCCCAUCCAAAUGCUCAUUUCCCACCAAACCCUGGAUACAAUUCUCCUGUGCCAUGCACCGUAAAUGCCCGCUUGGGACCAUCUUACUCCCCCCAGGCUGGGAUAGCUAUGACCACCACGGUACAGAACAGCCUCCACCCCAGUCCCAAGAUCGCCUACUCUACCGCUUACACAGUGCCCAUGGAGCUGAUGAAGCGGGAGCGGACCGCCCCUGUGUCUCCCCUGCACAGCCCCCACAGCAGCCCCCAGCUGCUGAGAAAACCCAGUGUUCCGGUGGAUGCCACCCUGCCACCUGCGGCCACCGAGAGUCUCCACACGCCUCACUCUCCGUAUCAGAAGGUGGCCAGGCGCACCGGAGCCCCCAUCAUUGUCUCCACCAUGAUCUCGCCUGAACAAAGUAUCCGGCCCCAAAUCAUGAAUGGUCCCCUGCACCCCCGACCCCUGGUGGCCCUGCUUGAUGGGCGGGACUGCACCGUGGAGAUGCCCAUUUUGAAAGACUUGGCCACAGUGGCUUUUUGUGACGCACAAUCAACUCAGGAGAUCCAUGAGAAGGUGUUGAACGAAGCCGUGGGAGCCAUGAUGUACCACACGAUCACCCUCACCCGCGAGGACCUGGAGAAGUUCAAGGCGCUGCGGGUCAUCGUGCGCAUCGGAAGCGGCUACGACAACGUCGACAUCAAGGCGGCCGGAGAGCUGGGAAUUGCCGUGUGUAACAUCCCCUCAGCGGCCGUGGAAGAGACAGCCGACUCUACCAUAUGUCACGUUCUCAACCUCUACCGGCGAAACACCUGGCUGUACCAGGCCCUGCGGGAGGGCACGCGGGUGCAGAGCGUGGAGCAGAUCCGUGAAGUGGCCUCGGGGGCAGCACGCAUCCGCGGGGAGACGCUCGGCCUGAUCGGCUUUGGUCGCACCGGGCAGGCCGUCGCCGUCCGAGCCAAGGCCUUUGGCUUCAGUGUCAUAUUCUACGACCCCUACUUGCAGGACGGCAUCGAGCGCUCCCUGGGCGUCCAGCGGAUCUACACCCUCCAGGACCUGCUCUACCAGAGCGACUGCGUGUCCCUGCAUUGUAACCUCAACGAACACAACCACCACCUGAUCAACGACUUCACCAUCAAGCAGAUGAGGCAAGGCGCAUUCCUGGUGAACGCGGCCCGCGGGGGGCUGGUAGAUGAGAAGGCGCUGGCCCAGGCCCUCAAGGAGGGCCGGAUACGAGGGGCGGCGCUGGACGUGCACGAAUCGGAACCUUUUAGUUUUGCUCAGGGCCCACUGAAAGACGCACCAAAUUUAAUCUGCACGCCCCACACGGCUUGGUAUAGUGAGCAGGCAUCCCUGGAGAUGAGGGAGGCAGCCGCGACCGAAAUUCGCCGAGCGAUCACAGGUCGCAUCCCAGACAGCUUAAGAAACUGCGUAAAUAAGGACUUCUUUGUCACCUCUGCUCCGUGGUCCGUCAUAGAUCAGCAGGCAAUCCAUCCAGAGCUCAAUGGUGCCACCUACAGAUACCCACCUGGCAUAGUCAGUGUAACGCCUGGAGGAAUUCCUGCAGCCAUGGAAGGCAUUAUCCCAGGAGGGAUUCCCGUUACUCAUAAUCUUCCAACCGUGGCACAUCCUUCCCAAGCUCCCUCUCCUAACCAGCCCACAAAACAUGGAGACAACAGAGAGCACCCCAAUGAGCAAUAGCAGAUAAUUUAACGAAAAUAAUCAUUUACAUAAACUUGGGACCAAGAAACAGUGAACAGUGAACAGGAACUACAAGAAAAGGAAUCCGCCGUAGAAUUCACAACGUGGAUUCUGGACCGAUGCAUCACUGACGUGGCAGUGUGAAAGAGGAGAUCCGAAGGCGAGAUGGGGAGAACCACCCAGAAGUCAGCACCUCUGCUCACAAGUGCUGGAAAGCGAGGACGUGUAACAUGAACAACCAACUUCUGUUACUGUGUGUUAAGUUUUUUCAUCUGUGCACCAAUCACAAGAAUAAAUAGAUCUUUUUCCUUUCUCAAUCCCUUGGGAAUAGCAGGUCUUGGACUUCUGCUUUAGAAUGUUGCAUCAAGAGAUCCAACCAUCCAACUAGGAAAUUGCAGAGAGAAAACCUAAUCAUGGGACUACAGCCUCUUCUGUCCACGUGUGGCUGGUUACCUCUUUGGCUAGGAGGACAAACUAUCACAAAGAUGAGGAGAAAAUGGUUUUCCUGUGGUAGACACUACAAAGCAUAAGAUACUGAACAUAAUCAAGUUUCCUGUGUACAGUGAAACCUAUUUCUCCCUCAUCUGAACUAUAUACACACACACACACACACACACACACACACACACACACACACACCCUGAGCGGUUGGCUGUAAGCUCAGUAAAACCCUCUUAAUGAUGCAAAAAAAAAAAAGAAAAAAAAGAAAGAAAAAAGUAUUAAAUUUCACAAGCUGUUUGUACUCAAAUAUAUUUUCUCAGUUUCAGAUCCUCAGCUAUUUUAUUGAGUGGAAAGUCUUGAGCUGAAAGCUCAAGAAGAAUAAUGUUGCAUUUCCUUAUGUCUCAGGAAACACUUUUUAUGGUAAUUUGUCAGAUUGUCUAUGAACAAAACCCACUUUUUUAGACAUUGAUAAAAGUCUUCUUUUCUUCAUGUGAUAUUUUAUACAAGAACACUUCAAAUGUGUUAUUAGGCGUGACUGAUUUUAACAAAUCCUAUUAGAUUUGUAUCAACUAGUUUCAUGUUAUAUUCAUAGUCUUUUCUUUUAAAAAGAUGGCCUGUUUUGAGCCUUUGUAUAGGUACAUUCCUGUUUCUGUGACAAAAAGAUAUCUUGAAAACUGUCCCAAACAGAAAACCAAGAAUGGCUAUCAGCAAGCAGGAUGUUUUGUUUUAGUGUGUUACACGUUCUUGUGUUUGUUUAUUGUAAAGGUGGACAUUUAGCGGUCAGUGCAGUUUUCAAUAAAAAGUGAUCAAAAUUCCUGUAA
Vombatus ursinus (common wombat) is the source of this 4259-nucleotide messenger RNA. RefSeq names its product C-terminal binding protein 2 (gene CTBP2). The transcript is spliced from 9 exons. The record is from RefSeq and is a predicted model, not a curated record. Lineage: Eukaryota; Metazoa; Chordata; Mammalia; Diprotodontia; Vombatidae. Gene Ontology annotation, molecular function: oxidoreductase activity, acting on the CH-OH group of donors, NAD or NADP as acceptor; transcription corepressor activity; NAD binding. Bases 1 to 2997 code for a protein of 998 amino acids.